Messenger RNA from Diospyros lotus (date-plum), 1154 nucleotides. RefSeq lists its product as uncharacterized. The record is from RefSeq and is a predicted model, not a curated record. The transcript is spliced from 6 exons. The coding region runs from base 180 to 968 and encodes 262 amino acids. Gene Ontology annotation, biological process: response to heat; response to hydrogen peroxide; response to salt stress. Lineage: Eukaryota; Viridiplantae; Streptophyta; Magnoliopsida; Ericales; Ebenaceae.
UUUUGUGGGUUUCAGAUAUUUUAACGCCAAUUCCAAGUUCCAUCUACGAGAAAUAUCUGACCCUUAUGGUUUCCAUUACUCAAGCACUUUCAUUUCGUCUUAAGUUCAUCACUUCUGCAUUUUCUUCCAUACUUUCCCGCGAGGUUUAGAUAGGUUUUGUUUCUUGAGAGACGGCGAAGAUGGAAAGUCAGGGAGUGAGACGGAGGAUUAACACGAUUGCCGCCCACUUCGUCGCCGUCGCCGCCGAAGAUAUUUCCGGCGCCGCAACCCACGUCUUUCCUAUGAACUGCAGUAGUAGUUUGAACUCUGUCAUCCGGAGGUUCGACAACAGGAUGAAUUUUGCAAGGCAAGGGUCUUGUUCUCAAGCUUAUUUCAUGAGGCAGGUUUCAAUGGAUCAGUCUAGCUCUGUUCAGGCCAAUGUGCCUCUCAAAGGCUCUACUUCUAGUGUUGACUCUUCCAGGACAUUGGAAGCACCUUUGUUUUCUAAACCUGCUAAGAUGGAACCCAGAUUCUCAAAUAUCGGAAUGAUCCAGCCUGGGGCAAGAGAAUGCGAAUUCUCUGCACCAGAGCCUCAGUUUGCCAGGCCCAACAGAACAACUACUGGACAGCAGCGAUUCUAUUCCAGGAAAAAAAUACCUUCUUUUAAAUCCAAUAGAUUUGAGAGGACCCCGAGGAUGGAUGUUGCAGAAUCUGGACGCAGUUACAUUGUUAUGGUAGAACUUCCAGGUGUCAGUAUUGGUGACAUCAGAGUAGAGGUCAACGAUCAAAGCUUGACCGUGACGGGUAAAAACUCAAUGCAUUGUUGGACUAUGGCAAGUUCAAAUGAGACAAUGUCUGCAUAUCACAAGAUGAAGGUUUCACACGGGCCAUUCCAGGUUGUGUGGCCCCUGCCCAGUAAUGUGGACAAGGACCAUGUCUCCGCAGAGUUUGUGGAUGGACUUCUCCGUGUCACCGUUCCUAAGCUUUAGAUUCCUGUGGUGGAAGCUGCAUGUAUAUAUAUAUGUACACACACACGUUUGAAUAUAUUUAUAUACUGAUGAGCAGUUAUGUCAUGAACUUAUUUCUUCGUGUUUGUAUUGGCUAUUUAACUAUAUAUGCCAGCCAGCUUGUGCUGAAGUCAAUAAAACUAUCUUGUAGGCCUGGAGCUGUUCUUA